GACACGAAGAAGAGUGAGAAACGGAAAUUACGGCGGCCGAUGUUCCCUAACGAUGCUAGAUAAACAAACAAAAUCAAUACAUUUUAAGACAUAAACCUCGGAUUCUGAGCUAAUUCCGACACGUAUCUAUGUAUAGACAUGUAUACCAGGAACAACGUUUCCCCGUGAAUCCCUAGUAAGUGAGGCAAAGAAGGGCUAGCAAUAUUCUCGCUAAGUUAGCAGUGAGGCUAUGCAGCUGGACGCGGUUAGCUCGUCAUGUUUAUUUUAGUGCUGGGUCGAAGGAGCACGACAUGAUGGCAUGAAACCGUCGCAGUGUUAGCAAGUAGCCAUCCUCUCACUAAAAGAUUGGAAACGUGUCGUAAGCUGUAAACAUAAGCGCACUCCCGAGAGACCUGCUGAUCGUCACCAUGGCGUGGGCUCUGAAGUUGCCGCUCACGGAUGAAGUGAUCGAGUCCGGACUGGUGCAGGACUUCGAUGCCAGUCUGUCGGGCAUUGGCCAGGAGCUCGGUGCUGGGGCAUACAGCAUGAGCGAUGUGCUCGCCCUCCCCAUCUUCAAACAGGAGGAGUCCAACCUGCCUCCAGACAACGAGAACAAGAUCCUUCCCUUUCAGUAUGUUCUGUGUGCAGCUACUUCGCCAGCUGUUAAACUGCAUGAUGAAACACUCACCUACCUCAACCAAGGGCAGUCCUAUGAAAUUAGAAUGCUUGACAAUCGGAAAAUUGGAGAACUCCCGGAAAUCAACGAUAAAAUGGCAAAGAGCAUCAUCCGUGUGGUGUUUCAUGACAGACGGCUUCAGUACACCGAGCACCAGCAGCUGGAGGGCUGGCGCUGGAACAGGCCCGGGGAUCGCAUCCUGGACCUGGAUAUCCCCAUGUCCGUCGGCAUAAUCGACCCCCGGGCUAACCCUACUCAACUUAACACUGUGGAGUUCCUUUGGGACCCUUCAAAAAGAACCUCCGUUUUUAUCCAGGUACACUGCAUUAGCACAGAAUUUACCAUGCGCAAGCACGGAGGGGAAAAGGGUGUCCCUUUCCGAAUCCAGAUAGACACUUUUAAAGAGAAUGAGAAUGAAGAGUACACAGAGCACCUGCACUCGGCCUCCUGCCAGUUCAAAGUCUUCAAGCCCAAAGGUGCAGACAGAAAGCAGAAGACUGACAGGGAGAAGAUGGAGAAGAGGACGCCGCAGGAAAAGGAGAAGUAUCAGCCCUCCUACGAAACCACCAUCCUGACUGAGUGCUGUCCCUGGCCUGAGGUCACGUACGUCGGCAACUCCCCAUCGCCUGGCUUCAACAGCACACCCAAUAGCUUCCCCGUGCCAGAAGGAAACGGAUCACCAAACCAUCAGCCUGAGCCGGUCGUUCAGGUGGCAGAUAAUUUGUUACCCACAGCAACACCACAAGACGCACAACAGUGGCUUUUAAGAAACCGCUUCUCCCCCUACUGCCGGCUCUUCACCAACUUCUCAGGGGCAGAUCUGUUGAAGCUGACCAGGGAGGACGUCAUUCAGAUCUGUGGACCAGCAGACGGUAUAAGACUCUUCAAUGCGCUGAAGGGACGGGUGGUGCGCCCGAGGCUGACCAUCUACGUUUGCCAGGAGUCUCAGCAGCCGAGGGAGCAGCAACCGAAACACGAAAAUGGAGAUGCUGCCGCGAACACCUUCUUUGUAUAUCACGCCAUUUACCUGGAGGAGCUCACAGCUGCUGAGCUGACAGAGAAGCUUGCUCAGCUCUUCAACAUCUCACCCAGGCAAAUAAAUCAGAUCUUCAAACAGGGUCCCACAGGCAUCCACGUGCUGGUCAGUGACGAGAUGAUUCAGAACUACCAGGAUGAAGUAUGUUUUGUUUUGGACACAAUGAAAGAUGACACAAAUGACGGCUACCACAUCAUCUUGAAGUGAAUUCCGCGCGGGAGAAUAGCGUCGUUUUCUUCUUUUAGACUCGAUCCAGUCAGCCCCCGUAGAGCUUCAUAUUCUUCCUGGAAUAUGUGGAGGCGCCCGCCAGUACCGUCUUGAGGCUGCGAGGACGAUUAAGAGACUGACGCACCCGGCCCUCUCCUUACUCUACCUUAUUGUCUUACGUUUGAGGUAGUGACCGUCACCAUUGUGUCCCUUAAGUGGUUGCAUUCUCCUUGGUUGCUCUUGUCUGGUGAAGGAGGCCUACGGCUGCGGCCCCUGUUUGUUUGUUUGUUAGCUGAGCAUCUGGUCUACCAAAGCUAUGCGCUUCAGAAACAUUUUGUCCUCUCUUUGAACACCAAAUAUGCAAAGAAAGUAAUAAUCGCAGCGGACAAAAAAAAAAGAAAGACGGUUACUCUGACAGUACUUGUUCAGCUGUCAAUACGGUCUGAUUUCUGCUCCUGUUUUGGCCCAUUGAAGCCAGUCUGAGGAGAAACACGGUAUGGCAAACACAAUCGCACAGCCCCAUCAAAGCACCACGAGAGGCCUCAAAUCGGGUUUGUUGGUAUCCAGCUGUCCUCAAUUACAUCUGUGAUUCCUUUUAAAAAAGGGAAUAAUGUUGGUCUUUCACUGGAUUGCAAUGUCACUUUUGAGGAAGGAAAUGCUUCUUUCUUUUUUCCAGACUCCCAAACACGGUUAAAUCCUUGUAGUUUUGGUGUAGAGCUCAUUCUGGCACUGGCAGUUGGUACCGAUGAUGAUGAUGAUGAAGCAGUGGCUGUGUGUGUGAUCUCAGUGGCUACACCUCCUCCAUGUGUUUUUAUUAUGUAUGUAUUAUGUAAAUAGGUCACUAUUUUAAAAGAAAUUGUUUCAUAUGGAAUCAAGUGUUUCUUUGGUAGGUUGAGAAAACAACACGCUUAACAUUAUUGUUUUUGGAUAUCACCACAGCAAAGUACUAAUUUGUGUAAUCGGUCACAUCAGUCUGCAUGUGAAAAGAUAUGGUUAGUUUAUGUUCAGUCAGUCCAUUGUCCUGCUUGACAUUUUAGACCCGGUGUUCUCAGCAUUAUUAAAAUGCGUACCUGUGAACUGGCCA
Molecule: messenger RNA, 2982 nt
Organism: Gasterosteus aculeatus aculeatus (three-spined stickleback)
Lineage: Eukaryota; Metazoa; Chordata; Actinopteri; Perciformes; Gasterosteidae
Gene: tfcp2
Product: transcription factor CP2
Biological process (GO): regulation of transcription by RNA polymerase II
Cellular component (GO): nucleus
Molecular function (GO): DNA-binding transcription activator activity, RNA polymerase II-specific; RNA polymerase II cis-regulatory region sequence-specific DNA binding
Source: RefSeq, a predicted model, not a curated record